GGGAUACCCAGAGCCUAGUGGCGGCGGCGAUAUACGCGCUUUGAGCCGCUAGUGGAGCCGCAUCGAAGGGACGAGCACAUUCCUAGUCCGCCUCCACACACCGACAAGCACACAAUCCCAUUCGACAUGGCUGACCAACUAACAGAGGAGCAGAUUGCAGAGUUCAAGGAGGCCUUCUCCUUAUUUGACAAGGAUGGCGACGGCACUAUCACCACCAAAGAACUCGGCACCGUCAUGAGGUCGCUGGGUCAGAACCCCACAGAGGCCGAGCUGCAGGACAUGAUCAAUGAGGUGGAUGCUGACGGUAAUGGAACCAUUGACUUCCCAGAGUUUUUGACCAUGAUGGCGAGGAAAAUGAAGGACACAGAUAGCGAGGAGGAGAUCCGCGAGGCUUUCCGGGUAUUUGAUAAGGAUGGAAACGGCUACAUCAGCGCUGCGGAGCUCCGUCACGUCAUGACGAACUUGGGCGAGAAGCUAACGGACGAGGAAGUGGACGAGAUGAUCAGAGAAGCAGACAUCGAUGGAGACGGACAGGUCAACUAUGAAGAGUUUGUACAGAUGAUGACCGCAAAGUGAAGCUUUCCCGCCCCGUUCUGUCCCCUUAGAAGGAAAAAAAAAAAAAAACAAUGGAAAAAAAAAUCCAAAUGUUUUACUUACCUCUUGGAGAAAAAAGUUCAUUUAUUCAUAUUGUUUCUGUAUAGAAAAUAAUUGAAUGUUGAAAUACAAUAUCCCUCUGUCCACACAGAGAAAUGUUAAGAAAAAUAUACAAAAAUAUCUGCAUGAAAAAGAUGGUUUAGUGAUCCUUCCCUUCUCCCUCCGGCCCUCCCUCUUUGGUGAUAAUUUAGCAUCAGUACUGAACAAAUAACAUUCACCCUGUAACGACUCCUUUCAGACUAAAGCAAAGAAGUAGGUGUCCAGUUCCAUUUGCUCGUAGUAAAUGUCCGGGCUGGCCAUCUCCUCUCUCGUUUUCUGUUCUUUGUGCAUGCAAGCUUGAGACCGGAGCACAUAUCCCCCCCUUUCUUCCUUGCCCCACACCCCGAUCCUCCUCCGGGCUACCAGAGCGUGCUGAUUCCACUAUACGCUGUCCUCUUAAUAGUUUGGUACAGGUUUGUUUUAUUUUUCUUUUUGUAUUUGGAGAGGAACCCUGUAC
Molecule: messenger RNA, 1150 nt
Organism: Syngnathoides biaculeatus (alligator pipefish)
Lineage: Eukaryota; Metazoa; Chordata; Actinopteri; Syngnathiformes; Syngnathidae
Product: calmodulin-1
Exons: 6
Coding region: 127-576 (149 amino acids)
Molecular function (GO): calcium ion binding
Source: RefSeq, a predicted model, not a curated record